This is a messenger RNA of Lactuca virosa, 687 nucleotides long. The record is from the annotation of a GenBank genome assembly. NCBI's taxonomy places the organism in Eukaryota, Viridiplantae, Streptophyta, Magnoliopsida, Asterales, Asteraceae.
AUGGAAUCCGAAUCACCAUUUCCAAAUUCCACCGAAGAGAUCGUCGCUUCUGCUCUUCUCCUUCUAUCCUCGUCUCCAUGCAGCGAGGGAACCACAUGUACGUGCCAUUCUGAUUGUUCUGAGAGUUUGUUGGUGUGUAAAUCGUGUUCGAGGUCGUCUGCUUCGUCUACUGUGAGUAGCGAUGAUGCAUCAUCGGAUGAGGCUCAUGGACCCGGUCUUCGUAUGGUUGCUAGCGCUAUUGCUCAUUCUGAACACGAGAUGAAGUUUAAGGUGGUGAGAAAGAGCAGAUCUAAGACGUUAUGGAUUUCCGAUUGCCGGAAAAACUCUAGCCUCGAACAGAAAUCUUUUGUUGUGUCCGGUAGCUCGUCGGAGACGACAGAAGGCUCGUCGUGUUUAUCAGGUGGCUCCAGCAGCUUGGUUUCCAGCUCAGAAAGCUGGAAGUCGAAGACAAAGGGAGAGAAGCCGUUGGCUCCGGUUAGCUCCUCUCAUCUAAUCCGCCGGUCUGAAGCCAUAUUGGAAGUGCUUGCUCACAAUGGAUCCGCUUCGGAAGUCCGCAUACGUCAGUUGCUCGGCGACAGCCCCGACACCAGCAAAGCCUUGCGCAUGUUGCUGAAAAAAGAGGAGGUGAGAAGGUCAGGAGCUGGAGGGAGAACUGAUCCAUUCAUUUAUCAGAUAGUUGCAGGAUAA